UGUCUCUUUUUGCUCUAUGAUCAAUAGAUGCUGUUUCAAAGUCUAUACUCUCCCUGAAUCCCUCAUGGAGAAUUUUCAUAGGAGAGAAUGUGACACUUCACUGUGAGGGAUUCACCACUUCAGGGAGCAAUCAGACCCAGUGGCUCCACAAUGGCUCUAGCAUCUCAGUCCAAACUCCUACUUAUGACAUCACUUUUGCCACCAUGAAUAUGAGUGGAGAAUAUAUGUGCCAGAAUGGUGAUUCUGCCUUCAGUGACCCUGUGUAUCUGGGCAUCUACAGUGACUGGCUACUUCUCCAGCCUUCACUUGCAAUCAUAAAAGAGGGAGAACCAUUAGUCCUGAGUUGCCAUGGUUGGAAGAAUCGAACUGUCUACAAGGUGACUUACUACCACAAUAACAAAGCCCUAAAAUACUGGUAUGAGAACCACAAAUACUACAUCUCUUAUGCCACAGUCCAGAACAGAGGCUACUACUACUGCACUGGCAUUCUAUGGAGAAUACCCUACACCUCAAAACCUCUAUAUAUUGAUUUCAAAGGUACUCUCAGCUACUUGCAAUUCUUAUUCCCUCUGGUUACGGGAAUCCUGUUUACUGUGGAUACAACUUUAUUGGUUUUGACAAAGAAGCAACUCCAUAAUCUCUCUGAAAAGAAGAAAGUUUUGGCACCGAAAAGUCCUCCAAGAGACUGAUCCUGAGACUGAUGCUGAGGCUGAUCCUGAUCCUGAUCCUGAUUUUGAUCCUGUUCUUGAUGCCAUUUUCACUGAUAUCUGAUGUCAUAACACAAGCAACAGAGCUUCAAGACCGUGGAGCAGACAUUUGGAAAUAGGACUCAAGAAAUUGUUUUCAGAGUCCUCAAGUCUACUAUUAUCUACUUCCUUUUAUUCCUAUCAUUCUCUUCCUCCUUUAUCCUUGUUCUUGAAACAUAGAGCUUCAGAACUUUCCAAGUUUUCACUUCUGUCCACCUUCUUUCCUUCUUCUGUUUGACUUCAGUCAGCAGAGUGCCCUAAUCUUUCCCCUCACACCAAGAGGGUAGUUGUGAAGUAAAGCAAGGACAGCAAUGACAGAAAUAAACUAAAAUGUUUCAUGACUAUGCAAGGGGGUGUUAACAUAUGAAAUAAUGAUACUGUUCUAACUUGGA
Molecule: messenger RNA, 1138 nt
Organism: Monodelphis domestica (gray short-tailed opossum)
Lineage: Eukaryota; Metazoa; Chordata; Mammalia; Didelphimorphia; Didelphidae
Gene: FCER1A
Product: Fc epsilon receptor Ia
Biological process (GO): immunoglobulin mediated immune response; cell surface receptor signaling pathway
Cellular component (GO): external side of plasma membrane
Molecular function (GO): IgE binding; high-affinity IgE receptor activity
Source: RefSeq, a predicted model, not a curated record